This is a messenger RNA of Anoplophora glabripennis (Asian longhorned beetle), 1344 nucleotides long. RefSeq lists its product as uncharacterized. The coding region runs from base 1 to 1344 and encodes 447 amino acids. Gene Ontology annotation, molecular function: DNA binding. Lineage: Eukaryota; Metazoa; Arthropoda; Insecta; Coleoptera; Cerambycidae. The transcript has a single exon. Gene Ontology annotation, cellular component: nucleus. The record is from RefSeq and is a predicted model, not a curated record.
AUGUUAAAUGGCGCGCCCCCAGGCACAUUAGGACUAGCAAAUCCAAGUGGGUGGAUGACAGCCGAACUGUUUGUUGAGGUGUUAGACCACUUUAUUAAACAUACUGGUGUGACAAAAGAAAGGCCAUGCCUAUUAAUAUAUGAUAACCACGAAUCACAUGUGUCCCUGGAGAUAGCGGAAAAGGCAAAAAACAAUGGAAUCAUUAUCUUAACUCUCCCGCCACAUACGAGUAACAAGUUGCAGCCUUUAGACAAAGCAGUAUUUUACUCUUUUAAGAACUUUUACAAUGAUGCAAUAGAUUCGUGGCUCCUCACCCACCCCGCCGUACCCAUGACGCUAUAUCAAAUAGCUGAAUGUGUUGGUAUUGCCCACUCAAAAUCAAUGACGCCUGAAAAUAUAUUAAACGGGUUCCGUUCGACGGGUAUCUACCCAUUCAAUAAAAAUAUUUUUACGGAUGCUGACUUUCUUGUAUCAUCUGUGACUGACAGACCUGAAGACCCUCAAAAAGAGAACCUCCAACAAGGAAUGGUUGUAUUCCAAGAAAAUUUGAAUGAUGAACAAGAUGCCGGCGGCAGCGGCAGCGGCAACGACACCGCCGUUGCUUCAUGUAGCACAACCGAUACUCAACAGUGUACAGAUGAUAAGGGAGACUCUACUUUGGAAAUAGCGUCGACUACAAAAGAUUCUUUUAUUUCACCAUUUGAGAUACGGGGCUUCCCAAAGGCAGCUCCUCGGAAAAAUUUAAAUCGAACACGAAAAUCGAAGAAAAGUGUCAUUUUAACCAGCACACCAGAAAUGAAAGAACUUUCGUACAAAACAGAAAAGAAGAAAACUCCUAAAACAGAAGCAGUUAAAAAAGUAAAACGAAAUAUAAGUGCAGACAAAAAAGAUACAAAGAAAAAAAGCAAAACAUGUGAAGAAGAUUCAGAGACGGACACAGAAAGUGUAGAUUUGCAUUUCGCGGAUUCUUCAGAUGAUGAAUUAACCUUAGCUGAACUUGAGUAUCAUAUGAUGGAGGAAGAGAAGGAUCAAUCAGAAUCUUUGGCAAUUGAUGAAACUACUGAAAUUUUAAAAGAUUCUUUUGUCUUGGUCAAAUUUCAAAAUAAUGUUCACUAUGUUGCUAAAAUUUUGGAAGCUGUAAACUCUAACGAAUUUAAAAUUUCGUAUUUGAGAAAAAGUGCAAAAGUUUCAAAUUCAUUCUAUUUCCCGGAUGUUCCGGACAUUCAUAUGGCACUGAAAUCAGAUUUUGUAAUCCUGUUGCCGAGUCCGAUACAAACAAAUAAUAAAAGGCUUUCGCCAUACUUUAAAUUCGGAGUUGAUUUUGGUAACAUGAUUGUACGCUAA